AUCAGUCUUCUCCAAGCCCAGAUCGACUCUUUCGGAUCUUGCAACUUCGUCUCGGUUCGACCUGAUCUUCCUGUCCCAGCCAAGCAACAACAGCCAACAAGAUGGUCGCCAUCGAUCUCUCCACCUACGAUGAGGAGCAGGUUCGCCUCAUGGGCGAGAUGUGCAUCCUGACGGACGACAACGACCAGCCCAUUGGUGCUCAAACCAAGAAGUUCUGCCAUUUGAUGGAGAACAUCAAGCAGGGCAAGGCUCUCCACCGCGCCUUCUCCGUCUUUUUGUUCAACUCGGCCGGAGAGCUGAUGCUGCAACAGCGCGCCGACGAGAAGAUCACCUUCCCUGGAUACUUCACCAACACAUGCUGCUCGCACCCGCUCUUCGUCAAGGACGAGAUGGAGGUCGAGGAUCAGAUCGGCGCCCGGCGUGCUGCCCAGCGCAAGCUCUUCCACGAGCUGGGCAUCGAGGCCGACCAGGUCCCUCUGGACAAGUUCGAGUUCCUCACCCGCAUCCAGUACAUGGCCCCGUCGGACGGCCUCUGGGGCGAGCAUGAAAUCGACUACAUCUUCAUCGUGCGCGCUGAUGUCCAGACCAACCCCAACCCCAACGAGAUCAAGUCCAUCAAGUACGUCACCAAGGAGGAGCUCCAGAACCUCUUUGUCAACGCAGACAAGGAGGGCCUCAAGAUCACUCCCUGGUUCCGCUUGAUCGUCGAGACUUUCUUGUACAAGUGGUGGGACAACCUCGACAACCUGGCUGCCAUGAAGGACGUCGACACCAUCCAUAGACUGUAAAGGGUAUACCAAGCCCCCCUCCACUUCUCCCCCCUAUUGUUGUUCCUUGACCCCCGCAGGAGCGUGGGCGACCUGCAUCUGUCAUUUUACUGAAUAAACCCCCCAGUUCUGCCAAGAGACGGUAUAUUGCCCAACUGCAACACGGCAUCCCAGCCGGCCAUCACUGCGGACA
Polychytrium aggregatum is the source of this 960-nucleotide messenger RNA. Its product is annotated as NUDIX hydrolase domain-like protein. NCBI's taxonomy places the organism in Eukaryota, Fungi, Chytridiomycota, Chytridiomycetes, Polychytriales. The record is from RefSeq and is a predicted model, not a curated record. The transcript is spliced from 6 exons. Gene Ontology annotation, biological process: isoprenoid biosynthetic process; isopentenyl diphosphate biosynthetic process. Gene Ontology annotation, cellular component: cytoplasm. Gene Ontology annotation, molecular function: isopentenyl-diphosphate delta-isomerase activity. The coding region runs from base 102 to 788 and encodes 228 amino acids.